CCCAGGGCACCAUAGAUAGCUCUGGCGGAUGCGGCGCCGCUGAUCAGAACCGGGUGAUGUGGGCCCAGCAGGCCUUUACCACUCUGGCCUCGCCCAUCUACCAGAACAAGCUGGUGAGGCGGCUGAUGGCGGGCAAGGGCGUAUCGAGCUCCUACCCAGACUCGUCCAGCGUCGCCGAGCCAGUGCCUUCCCGAACGAGAAUGGCCAGCCCGACCCCGGCUGCAUCGGCCCGCUUCGGUAGCGAGGUGCCGCCAAUGCCCACAUCGCUACAGGAGUCUCUGCGCAGGCUCGCGGCUGUCACUGGUGGUGGUCGCUCGUCGCGGCGCUCGCAGUCGCAUCACCGACGGGGGGCCCCGCAGGCCACGUGCAGCGACGAAGCGUCUUCAUUUCGCUCGUUCCCGGUGCCCGGGACCCGCUCCGAGAGGUCGCGGCGCUAUGCGGCUGACGACGACGACGAGGACGACGAUGAUAGGCGGUCGCCUAUGACGAGGCUGCGCAGCCGCAGCAGCUCUCGUUACUCUGCGACUGCGCGAGAACCUAGGACGCGCAGCGGGUCAAGCGACGCGCUGCCGUCGCCGCACCGCAAAGUAUUUUUUGCAGACUAUAAGAAAUAGAAAGAAAAUAUACGUCUAUG
Messenger RNA from Rhipicephalus sanguineus (brown dog tick), 634 nucleotides. RefSeq lists its product as uncharacterized. Bases 57 to 614 code for a protein of 185 amino acids. The transcript has 2 exons. The record is from RefSeq and is a predicted model, not a curated record. Lineage: Eukaryota; Metazoa; Arthropoda; Arachnida; Ixodida; Ixodidae.